Molecule: messenger RNA, 2466 nt
Organism: Vicia villosa (hairy vetch)
Lineage: Eukaryota; Viridiplantae; Streptophyta; Magnoliopsida; Fabales; Fabaceae
Exons: 6
Coding region: 105-1214 (369 amino acids)
Source: RefSeq, a predicted model, not a curated record
AUAUGAAAAUUACAAGAGGAUAAGGUAAAAUCUAAUUUGUGUUCAUAGUAGAACUCGCCCACAUCCUCAAACAACCAAACCUGAAAUGCAAAGAUUCCUACGAAAUGGAAUCUGGAAAACUUGAGAUGUUCCAAGUUGGACCAUGCAAAGAUUCCUACGAAAUGGGUCUCUUAAUAGGCCAAAGAUUCUCCCAACGAAUCAAAAACAGAAUUGCUGCAGAUACAAUACUUCAAAACCAGCUUCGACCUUUUGCUCAAUCUCCUCAAUCAGAAUCACUUCUAAAAUCACUUUUUCAUAAUAAUCAAACCAAAUUCCCUAUGUAUUGGGAUGAACUUUUGGGAACUUCAGCAGGAAGUGGUGUCCCUCUCCUUGAUAUUUUACUUAUUAACUUCAAGAAGGAGAUUCUACCAUUUGUUCCAAAAGAAGAAGUGAAAAAUUUAGAAGAUGAUUCUUCAAAUGAAUGUUCUGAUGUUCUUGUUGUUGGCGAAUCUAUGGCCAUUGCAGCACACAAUGAAGAUGCAAAUGUUAACCUUGUUGGUCACACUUACAUAAUCAAAGGAAUAUUGCCAGAUGGAAUUUUCUUUGUUGGUUAUACAUAUGCUGGAGAGCUUCCAAGUUCUGCAUUUGCUUUUAAUAGCAAUGGAUUGGUGUUCACUCUGAAUGCAGUACCACCUGCUGAAGAUGAAAUUGUAGCCGGUGGAAUUGGGCGCAAUUUCGUUUCUCGACACAUUCUUGAAGCUCAAGGCAUCGACGAUGCUAUUAAUAGGAUUCGCUCAUCAGAAGUUUCGGCGGGACACUCGUAUAACCUGAUUGAGUUGAGUACUCGUAGGAUUGUUAACGUUGAAACUGCGUCCAAGAAGCGAAUUUCAAUUCACGAGGUCGGGGAAACACCUUUCUUCCAUGCAAACAUGUAUCGUCACUUACAUAUUAAUCAGGCGCAAGAUGAGAGUUCGAUUAGCAGGCUGAAAAGGGCAAAUGUGAUGACAAAAACAACAAAAGACGAUUUUCUGUCAAUUCUAGGAGAUGCAGAUAACACAAAAUAUCCCAUCUACAUGACAGGUCCAUUGCUUCACACGCUAUGUACUGCUGUUAUCGAUCUAGAUGAACAAACUCUGUCAAUAAUUGAAGGAAAUCCGAAAAAAGGAGAUGCUUCACUUGUUUUCAGUCUCUCUUCAAUGAGUUUGAUCAAUGGCAAUCUUGAUAAUCACUUAUAGAAAAUUAAUAUGGUUAGAUGUUUCAAAUUUUGAUUAAAUGAAAGGAGUCAUUAGCUUUCUGUUGAUUCAUUAUGUAGUUUAACUACUAUGGUCAUUUAGUCACUACCAUUAUACACUAGCCAGGAACUGUUUAUGUUACAUUUUUUUUAUUACCAAAGUGAGUGAGGAGAAUUUGAAUUAUUUAACUUUUGAUGUUUCCUUAAUGCUGCAUAAUUUUUUCUAUAAGGUUGUAACUCGACCAAAACUGCAUCACCCACCUCAAGCUGUAUAUCUCUUCUAUGCUUGUAUGACGGGCAAUGUUAUAUCAAAAUUCCGUGCAAUCAAGGGGUAUUGAACCAUGUCUUAGGAUUAGCAAAAGUGAGGUAUCUCAGAUAAAUUUCCACACAUUUGUUAAGGGUCUCUAAUUGGCCGUCUGUUUGAGGAUGAUAUGCGGAGGACAUGGUAUGAAGAGUCUCUAAUGUAGUACCCUGAAAUUGGUAUCUUGCCAAAACUAUUAAACGCGGUAUCUCUGUCAAGAGAAAAUAGAUUUAGGAACACCAUGUAGAUCAACCACUGUUUUCAUAAACAUCUCAGCCACAGUUCUACUAUUAUAAUAAGUUUUCAAACAAAAAUGGAUAUACUUAGUCAAUUUAUCAAUCUAUCAAUCAUCACCAUGAUGAGAGUAUAUCCAUGAGAGGAGGAGGCAUAUCUGUAAUGAAGUCCAUAGCCACAUCUUCUUAACAUGCUUAGAAAUUGGCAAUGGUUUAAGUACCUGCAGGAGCUUUAGUAUCAUGCUUGGCUUGUCGACACGCGAAGCAAUCUAAAAUAGAGCUUUGUAAUAUCCUGCUUCGUCUUGCACCAAAAUAAUUGAUUUGAAAUUCUAGCUAGUGUUCUUGCAAUUCCUGCAUGAUCCCCAAUUGAAGAAGUAUGGAAUUCUUGUAAUAUUUGUUCUUUCAACAGAUGGUUAUUAAGAAUUACAAUUAUGUUCCUCCAAUACAGCAAUCCUUUUUUCUUGAAAUUUUCCUUCAUGGCCAUUGGCUGACUUAUCUACUAAUUGUAGUAGUUGUGUGUCCUGUAAGAAGACAACUCUAGGCUCAGACCAAGUCAUUAACAUGACCCUAGAGAGAACAUCAACAUUUUCUUUUCCUGGUUGCUUGUAAUAAUCCACAAUGAAAUCAUAGCCAAUGAACUUAUUUAACUAAGCUUAUAGAAGCUAUACAUCUAAAAAUUUAACUAAGUUUAUAGAAGCGAUACAUCUAAAAAGGAAUUUGAA